UUAGCGGAGUCGAGUCAGUAGUAGCAGUAGCAACGCUGAACACGGUCGGUAAUACGGUGUGUAUACACAGACGUCGAGACUGCGAGAGCCAGAGGGAAAUAUAUCGAAGCUGUGUGCUUCUAUACGCCGCGGAUUGGCAGAGUCGCGGCCCCGACACAACGAGCCAAGACAGAGAGGGAGAGAGAGCCUUUUACUGCUCUCAGCUUUCUGCUAUUCUCGGAGAAAACACUUAAAAUUCGACGGUCGGCUGGCCGAGAGAGAGAGAGAGAGAGAGAGAGAGAGAGAGAGAGCUUUUCUCGUCGCUCCUGCUAAUAAAGUGUGCGUGUACGCGAGAGAGAGAAAGAGAGAGCUGCUGCUACUGCUGAAAGUCACAUGUACCAUUAAGCUAUAUCAUACCUAGACGAAGGGGCGCUGCAACAACUGCGCUCACACGCAUGAUAAAGAGAAAAAGAAAAAAAACACAACAACGGAGCUAUAAAAUACGGUGCGUUGAGUGAGAGCGACGACGACAACUGCACGGUAUAAACUUUGAAAACAGCAGCACUGGCAACUGGCAACUUUUAGCAACGGCAGCAGCAGCAGCAGCAGCCGCAGCACUGCCAGAUUAGAUAUUGCCUCGUGUGUAUCUCUCUUUAUUGUAUACGAAGAAUCAGAUUCAAUAACAGUGCAACAACGAUGUGCGGCCGAAAGUCUGCGGCAGCGGCGUGGCUUUUCUAGCGUCCCCUCGGUCACUUGUCUACGGACGCCCCAGCUUCUAGCCAGCUUUAACCACAAAAGACCGGAGCCGCGGAAGCGCCAUUCGCCGCAUGGGUGCCUGGGCUGACGAUCGCUUCGAGGAGGAGGUGGUGGAGGAGAAGAAGGCGCUGAAGACAGCACCAAAGAAAGGAGGCCCAAGCAGCUGCAGCAGCAGUAAAAAGGGCCCCAGGUUGUUUCCUCGUCGUGGCAGCAACAGCAAACGCAAGCACAGCGAUAAACAGCAGCAGCAGCCCAAGAGGAUACAGCAGCAAAGGCAGAAUCGGCACUCGAUACAUUGCUCGAUCACCCGUCGCGCCCUGCUACUGCUCAUACUGCUGCCCAUGCGACGCCAGCUCUACGAGUGGCCCUUCAAAUCAAGGACGAAAUCAAUAAGUGAAUUCAGUGCGGUCUAAAGUGCUAUACGGAAUAAAUUUAUCGAGUAAAGUAAAGGCUGUGCACAGUGCGUAACGAUAGUGCGAAUUCUACGCGACAAGACAAAAAAAAAUAAAUUCGCCGACUUUUCCCAAAUGGCCAGCUCCGAUUGGGUCAAGUUCAAAGGUGCAGGCAAUGGCGGCAGCGGCAGCGGCAUCAGCGGCAUCGUGCCCAUCGUCAGCUCGGACUCGCAGCUCGCCAGCGACGAGGACGAGCCCAGUAGUUCCGACGAGCUAGGUCUCGCCGUGAAAUCGGGCAACCUCCUCGUUGACAACGACAACGACGACGACGACGACGAGUCGGCCUCGUCGAGGCUGCUGCAGCCCUCGGUCGAGAUCGUUCAACCUUCGAGCAGAGACGCCGAGCGCGACUACCUCCAGCUGGUUAACGAGUCGCAGGAGUCGAGCACCGAAGAGAGCAAGAGCUCGGACAAGCUGGUGCUGAAGGGCAACGGUGCUAGUAAACCGAUAACGCCGAGUCCCGACGCCAGCAAGCCCCACGUACAAUUCAACGGAGCCACGCUCAAGCCCAAGAGCAAUGGCUACAACAACAGCAACGGCAACAAGGAGACCUCGAGGGGCCCGAGUCCCUCGAUCUCGUCGUCCUCGUCGAGCUCCGAGGACAACAGCAGCCUCGACGAGGCUCGUCCACCGGACGGCGGCUGGGGCUGGGUCGUCGUCGCGGCGGCCUUCAUGGUCAAUCUCAUCGCGGACGGCAUCACCUUCUCGUUCGGCGUCAUCUUUCACGAGUUCCUCAAGUACUUCGGCGAGAGCAAGGCGGCCACGUCGUGGGUCGGCUCGCUCUUCAUGGCGAUGCCGCUGCUCUCGGGCCCCAUAGCGAGCUUCCUGACCGAUCGCUACGGCUGCCGCAAGGUCACCAUCGCGGGCAGUAUCCUCGCCACCAUAGGCUUCGUCAUCAGCUACUUCGCCAACAGCAUGGGAGUGCUCAUUCUCACCUUCGGGGUGCUCGCGGGUUUCGGCCUGUCGCUGUGCUUCGUCGCCGCCGUCGUGAUCGUGGCCUACUACUUCGACAAGCGACGCUCGUUCGCCACCGGCCUGUCGGUAUGCGGCAGCGGCAUCGGCACCUUCAUCUUUCCCCCGCUCAUACAGAAGCUGCUGACGGAGUACGGCUGGCGAGGGGCCACCCUCAUACUCGCCGGCCUCUUUCUCAAUCUGGCCGUGUGCGGCUGCCUGAUGCGCGACCUCGAGUGGACCACGGUCAAGCUCAAGGAGAACGCCCUCGAGCGCAAGCGCAAGAGGGCCCGGAAGCGUCAGCGCGUGCAGAGCUCCUCCGCGGACUCGUUCUCGGGCAGCAGCUCGGCCAACACGACCCAGACCGGGGCCAGGAACAACAACGCGAGCGACCUGGCCGGAGGAGAGGCGAUACCCCAUGACCUGGUCGAUCCCACGGAAAACAAACUCUUCUCCAGCCUCGUUAGCCUGCCGACCUUCGUGCGAAACGGCGAGAAGGUGCCGCUCGAGGUGCUCGAAUUGCUCAGCAAUCGCAAGAACGUCUACAACGUGCUGGUGCAGAACUACCCGAGUCUGCUGAUCACCUCGAGGAGUUUCAGCGACUCGGGUGGUCUGUACGAUCAGGUGGCCGUCGACAAGAACUUCGUGCCGAGCCUCAGUCCGUUGACCGCGCCCGGCAAUACCAUCGCCGAGGAGGACGCUCGACACGAAGUCUUUGACGAAAAUGCUCAGGGUGAUCAAAACCAACUGGAGAGCCCACGCAGAGUCCAUCACCAUCACCAUCAUCAGCAUCACAACGACAAGGAAAUCGCGGCGGCGGCAGCGGGAGGAGAGCCCGGCACCGAGGGCCACAACUGGUGGCUGCGCAAGUUCAGCCCGGACGCGCAGCUGCGCCACUCGAUCGCGGGCUGCGAGCAGCCCCGUCGUCUGCCCACGGCCUACCUCAAGGACAUCCGCGUGCACCGGCACAGUCUCACGUAUCGCGGCGCCAUGCUCAACAUCAAUCGCUACAGGCUGAGGGCGAGCAGCUGCCCGGACAUCUAUCGCAACUCCAUGACGACCAUAGCCAAGCAAAAGAUGGUCUGGUACUCGGGCCUGUGGGAGUUCUGGGAUCUGCUGUGCGACAUGCUGGACUUCUCGCACUUCGCCGACUCGCGCUUCCUGCUGUUCGCCAUCAGCAACUUCUUGCUGCACACCUGGUACGACGUGCCUUACAUGUACCUCAUCGACAACGCCGUGGAGACGGGCUUCGACGAGCGCAAGGCCUCCCUGCUCAUAUCCGUCAUCGGUAUCAUGAACAUGGCCGGCGAGAUCAUACUCGGCUGGGCGGGCGACUGCUCCUGGCUCAACGCCUCGGUCGUCUACGCCUGCUGCAUGGCGCUGUGCGGCGCCUUCACGGCCCUCGUGCCCCUGGUCAGCCACAGCUACGUGCUGCUGAGCGGAGCAGCGGGUGCCUUCGGCUUCUUCAUCGCCGCCAACUACAGCCUCACCAGCAUCAUCCUCGUCGAGGCCAUCACCCUCGAGCGAUUCACCAAUGCCUACGGACUGCUGCUGCUCGUUCAAGGAAUUGCAAAUCUCAUGGGACCGCCGCUCGGAGGCUGGCUGUACGACAUAACGGGCACGUACGAUCUGUCGUUUUAUUUGUCCGGCUUAUUCAUCGCGCUGAGCGGUAUUAUGCUGCUGGUCAUGCCCCUCAUGGAUUGCUACAGGCGCUGCAAAAAGUCCAUCGUCGAGCGUCGCAAGCGCAACGAGUUCAGCAGCGUAUAAUAUAAUAAAAUGCAUAAAUAUUAUUAUGCAUUCACUAUACGAGCGACGACCAGAUCAGCUAUCGACGACGACGACGACAACGUCGAGCAGCAGCAGCAGUAACAACAGAGCAGCAGCACAGCUCAACGGAAUUGCCAAUUUAAUCUUAUCGAUGGCCCAACGAAAUAUCGCAAAUUGCGCGCAUAAUAAUGUUUGCGCGUUCCAGAGUCACUUGUAUACCCAUGUAUUAUCACGCACGUGUACAAUUAGCCUGCGCAUGUAACUCUCUAUUCUCAUUUUGCAUCGGUGCAGGUACUCUUGUACAUACUUUACACAUACACACACAUCCACAAACGCUAAAUUGAAGCCUCAUUUAUUUUUUCACGUUGUAAUCAUUUUUGCCCAUUACACAUUUCUGAGUGUAAAUAAUUAAACUAGCCGCGUGUUGUAUGACCAAUGUGUGUGACACAUUAUGCUUUUCUUGCGCAGGUUCGCUUCUUUUUCAUGUAUCAUUUCAAUGUUUUUAUUCGUCUCUUCGUUUAUUUCUUACGUUACUUGAAUUUAUUUUUAUAAUUCACAGUCGUCAACUGUGUAUUUUAAACAUUUUUUUACCUAAGAUUUGGCAUAGCAUUCAAUGCCACAAACGAUCAAUGAACCUGGAGGUGAUUCAUUUUCAUUUUUUUUCUUUUUCAUCGUGAAAAAUUUUUAUUUAAUCGAGAUUUGAUGAGUAAGUUAAUAUCACUAAGAUUGUAAAUCAUUUAAAAUUAUCCAUCGCUCUAAUCUCCAUGAAAAAAUACAUCGUAGCCUUUCGGUUGUGUCUGUGGACCACCGACCAGUAUAAUAUAAUUUAUACUAGAUUAGAUUAAUUGAAAUUAUCGAUAAUUAAAAGUCAGAAUAUAAGAUUUUCUUCCUCAAAGUAUAAAAAUACUUUAUAUGAAUAUUAAUACAAAUAACUAAUGGAUAAAAUGAAUCCAAAUUACUUGCCAAUUCGAUGAAUAUACUUAUACAAUUCUUGUAUAUUAUGAAGCUGAAUUGAGUUUUAAUCUAAGUAUCUUAUAAAUUAUGAUAUAAUUUAAAUUUGAUUAUAAAAUAUUGUUUUUUGUUUGUUAAUGGCUAGCCAUGAACAAUUUGUCAUUUUGACGUUUUUUUCUCUCAUCUUCUCCGUAUUCACUGCGUUUUCGUUCUGUCUCCUUUGUGUGAUUUCAUUAGUUGCUAAAACAAAAAUUCAUUUUACUAGUGAUACGAUAGAUUUCAUUCUUGUGAUUCAAUAAAUAAAAAAUAUGAAUGUCAUGCGAUAUUAAAAAAAAAACAUGUGAUUUUGAUAGAUUUACCUUUACUUGUAAACGUAGAAAUUAAGGAAUCAAUUUUUCUAAUUGCUAUACCAUCGUGACCGCGAAUUGAGCUUGACACCUCGAAUCGCUUCAACUAUUGCCAGAUUAUAAUAAUUACAAAUAAAUAGUCGUACCUCGUGAGGUAUAAAAAUAUAGCGUAUGAAAUACUUUUUGUACUUUAGACGAUAGGAAUACCUAUACUCGUAUCAUGUACGUUUUUCCGUUUGCGUAUUUUUCUUUUAUAAAGAUAAUCUUCGAAAAUCAUAAUGAUCUGUACGUUCCUAUAAUGAUGAUGAUGAUGAUGACGACGACGAUGAUGAUGUUAAAACGCGAGUUGAUUCUUCUAGUGAUGUUAAAGCGUCGUUAUAAAAAAUUUAUUCUACGUUUUUCUCGACAUCCACGUUGUCGAAGAUUGAAUUAUGUGGUAAUAUCGAAAAAUAUUACAAAAAUGCAUAUGCAUAAAAAAAAAUAACUAUAUGUAAUAGAAUAUUAUAUAGACCAAUAAUAUUAUUUUGCAUAAUUACGCGUAUCGACUAUAUUGUGAUUAUGAAGCCGAUAAUGAUAUAAAUGAUGAUGCUGCGAUGAAGAAAUCAUACAGUUAUUUUUUUACAUAACUCUCUGCCGAGUAUUUUUUAUGGAUUGCGAGUGUGGCUUAUGUACACACAUACACACAAAGGUGUGUACAGCGGAAAAAGCUGUUGUAAAAAUGCACGUGCGAGUGAGACAUGUAUGAUUACUAAUAUAGAAUCGAGGUUCCAACAGGAGAUGGCUCUGUUUGAGUGUUUUUGCGGAUGCUUUGCGGGAGAUAAGUGGUAGAGCCGUUUCCUGUUCGACCUUCGAUUAUUAUUUACACUAUAUGGCUGCAGCAGCGGCUACAAUGAGAAAAGCUCUAAAGUCUAGAAUCUGCUGUAUGUGAGAAAUAACUAGAGAAAGAUGCUAUAUUAUGCGAGCUUUACGAGUCGCUUGAGUGUGAGAGUGAGAGUGAAUCGUGAAACUACCGAAGACUAGUCAAUAAUGCAAAUGAUGUUUUAAUGGCGUUAAGAUUUUCUGUCAUUGUUGUCCUACUGUCGUGAUUAUUAGCUUGUGUUUUUUGUCACUUUUUUUGUUUAUUUACUUUUAAAAUAUUCUCUCUUCUAUCGGCGAGAUAGAUUGAGAGAUCCGAUAAAUGCGUUAUUGCUUAUGCUUGUGUCUCGUUUAUUUUUACCCAAAUAUACAAUUUUGAUUAUCUGAACUAUAUUGGUCUGGAUCGUACAAUGGUUAAUUAUUUUAAAUAGGCGCUUUGGGCGAGACUUUGGUGAACUUUCUUAUUACACUUCGUGUAACCAAAAACAGCAACGAGAAUUAGCAGCAUUUUAUUGAAAUUUUUUUAGCCAAAAAUUAUGUCAAUUCAAGCAAGUUUUUUCAUUCCUUCAUUGUAUUUUCUAUUUAAAUCUUAAAAUGUAACUAACGUCAUUGAUCAUUACGGUUUUUAAUAAUAAUUUCAAAGUUUUUGAAUCAAUAAAAUCUUGAACAUUUUUCAACUUCUAUUUGUUGUUGUAGACAACAUUAAAAAUUAUACAAUUAAUCGUUUCCGAAGUGUGCUUUAUGAAUUCAAUAAUAAACAAUAUUAAAUAAGAUACUUACACAAAACUUACGAAGCAAUAUUUUACUAUACGUAUGAUACAAAUUAUCAACGUACGAAGUUCACAUUAUUUCAAAUAGAUUAAUGAAGAUUCCAGAAAAUCAAUCGAUUACAUUAUCGAGAGCUUUUUCUGGCUUAUCCAGCUCAUUAAACUUGUGGAAUACCAACUAAUUAAUUGAUGAUCCAUAUGCCGAAUGAUUUUGCCGUGCGCACGAUUGAGGACACUAUAAAAUAUCAACUGUAAAGCACAGAUAAACCGUGAAUGUUUGUUUCAUUGAAGUAUAAAAGAAAAGUAUAUUUGAGUAAGCGAGAGAAAUAAUUUUUUAUCACCGAAAUUUUUUCUAGUUAAUGCAUACUUGCAAAUUAUUCAAAUGGAAAAAUUUAUGAAAAUGAUCCAUUUUUCUGACUCUGAGUAUGAAACUCUUUCCAAAAACCAAUUAACUUAAAUAUGUUUUGAAAAUCUCGUUUAGCCAGUAAAUAGUUUUUUCGCAUAGCUUUAUAUUCAUGGGUCAUAUGUUCUGUUGAAAGUUACAUAAUGAACUAUUGACACAAAUCAUCUGUCAAUAAUUUCGACUCGAUGAAUACUAUCCCAGAAAAAUAAAUAACUUUGAAAACGAA
This is a messenger RNA of Trichogramma pretiosum, 7454 nucleotides long. RefSeq lists its product as uncharacterized. Lineage: Eukaryota; Metazoa; Arthropoda; Insecta; Hymenoptera; Trichogrammatidae. The transcript has 5 exons. Gene Ontology annotation, biological process: transmembrane transport; monocarboxylic acid transport. The coding region runs from base 1263 to 3905 and encodes 880 amino acids. The record is from RefSeq and is a predicted model, not a curated record. Gene Ontology annotation, molecular function: monocarboxylic acid transmembrane transporter activity.